ACAUGAGAGUCAUUGGACUUGCUGGUCUUCUACUCACUUUGACGACAGUCGCCAACUCAAACGUGAUCAGACGAUCCAAGGAUGACAAAAAUGUUGAUAAAUUAAGAUUCGAGGAGGAAGAUAUUAAAAUGUUCAGAGGCAAAGGUGUUUGGUUCUACGACGAUAAAGAAAAUCUUGUUCAAGCCACUCUUAAUGAAACUCUCAUCGUCACUAGAGGCCUAGACGUAAGCCAGAAUUUAGAUGAUAGUGUUUUCUUUAAACUAUAUACCAGAGAGAUUAAAGAAGGAUAUCAAUCGUUGUAUAUUAAUGAUGACUUUACAUUUUCAAAAAGUAAUUUUGAUCCUAAGAGGCCAACUAAAUUUAUAACCCACGGAUGGAUGAACAGCUACUCGAGUCCAGCUUGUACCCUUAUUCGGAAAGCGUACUUGCAGCAUGACGAUUACAACGUGAUUGUAGUCGAUUGGAGUGAAAUAGCGAUAGGUGAAUACAUUUCAGCUAGUAUGCUAGUGAAAAAAGUUGGCCGUUUUGUAGCUGCCAUGAUCGACUUCCUCGAGACAAAGGGAAUGGACCCUACAAAAACAACCCUUGUAGGACAUUCCCUUGGAGCUCAUGUAAUGGGAUUAGCUGGGUAUUUUUCAAACAACACCGUAAACUAUGUCGUUGGGUUGGAUCCUGCACUACCCCUUUUUGCGACAGCUACAGAAAGUUCACGAAUAUCAUCAGCAUCAGCGUCUUAUGUCGAAAUUAUCCACACAAAUGCAGGCCUUCUAGGAUAUAAAAAUGAAAUUGGGCACACAGAUUUUUAUCCAAAUGGUGGGUCUUUUCAACUUGGCUGCAAGGUGGACAUAACUGGUGCUUGUUCCCACGCUCGUGCUUUCAAAUUUUUUGCAGAAUCAAUCAUAAGUAAAGCAGGUUUUUAUGGAAAAAAGUGUGAGGACUAUGAAUCCUACAAGAAAAGAAAGUGCAAAGGAGAAGUGGCUUUGAUGGGAGACCCAAAACAGACCUUAAGGAAUUUAAGGAUAUUACACGCAACGGGAAAAUUCUAUCUUGAAACAAGGGAAGAUGCUCCUUUUGCUGUCGGUCCUGUUAAAUAAAUUUGUAAAAAAACGUAUGUUUGCAUGUACAAACAUCACGAUGAGAAUUGUCAAACAUUUUGGUUCUAAUAUAAAAUUUUUUUUAUAAAUUGGUAUUUGUUUUUGACUCAUGUAAUUUAUUGGGAAAUGAAUGGAACAAAUCUCAGGUAGUAUAAUUAGUAUUUCACUAAUGUUCAGAAAUCAUUUUUUUGUUUUGUUACUACAAAAAUAGAUGUUCGCUAAAUUUAUCCACUUGAUGCCACUAACUACGGAUAAUUAAUCAUAUGAAUUAAUGCGAGUUAUGGACAUGCAAUAAAUAGAGUCACUACUAAUAUUCGUUAAAGUCAUAUUGAUAUAUUGGUAUAUUUAUGUAUGCUAAGCAUAUAUCAAAUUUAUGUAUUGAUUUCACUGAAUAUGAAUACUGGAGUAGAUAUGUGAGUCUUAAGAAACAAUUAUCAUCACAACAGAUCCAAGUAAACUGAUUUAAUCAUUUGAUUAAAGAAGUGAUUAAUAUUGAUAGAAGUAAAUAGUUAAGGCCGAUAAGUGUUAAUUGAAUUUUGCAGUUCAAUUGUUUUUUCUUGAGCUAAAAAUUUCAUAAAUAAGAUUUAUGUUUAACAUGUGAUACAGCACUAAA
This is a messenger RNA of Belonocnema kinseyi, 1707 nucleotides long. RefSeq names its product inactive pancreatic lipase-related protein 1-like. Gene Ontology annotation, biological process: lipid metabolic process. Gene Ontology annotation, molecular function: lipase activity. The record is from RefSeq and is a predicted model, not a curated record. Lineage: Eukaryota; Metazoa; Arthropoda; Insecta; Hymenoptera; Cynipidae. The coding region runs from base 3 to 1094 and encodes 363 amino acids. The transcript is spliced from 4 exons.